AUGGUUUCUGGCCAAGACAAUAUUGGUAGAAGUUCUUCUACCAAUCAUGUCGCAAGGAAGCAGACAUCGACGGAACGACGGAUACAAAACCGAAAGGCCCAAAAGGCAUACCGUGAAAGAAAACGACAAAGACUACAGGAGUUGGAGAACAAGGUACAUGCUCUAGAAAGUGCAUCGUUUAUACAGCCUUCAACACCGCAGUCUAUAAGCAACCUCGACACCACACCAAGUCACAAUAUUGAUGCAUCUCUCGGCCUUCUUGGAGAUGCUCUAAACGGCGAUUCCGCUCAUGAAUUUUCCAGUACAGCAGCUGGUUUGACCGAAGCCUCAGCCUGGACUGACGCCGACAUGUGGCUGGAUCCAGCACAGCUAGAUGGCAAUUUCGAAACCGACAACGUUUCUAACGACACGGAAGAGCUAUCUCUAUUGAGACCGAAUCCUACUCCUGUCUACCAAAGCUCUAUAACCCAAAACACGCCCUUGUCGACAGACGGAAAAGCCAUACAGGUAUCUCGACCUGGCGGGAAUAUGAUGUCUUUCAGUCCUCGGGUUCUACGAGAGGUCUACACAUCACUACCAAAAACCACAAGGGACGAGCUUCGAGAAUUGGCAAAGGCGGGCGACUUCUCAUUCGUAGAUGUCAUCAAGUCACGACUUGGGUCUGGAAACAACUUAUCCAGUCAAAGUCCAAGGCAAAGAACUUUGGAAAGUUCAACGUACUGUCCCUACCGGAACGUUAUGCAUAUUGCACGAUUCUCCUACUUUGCAGCACUAUUCGCAAACCUUAGUUCUCUCGGCUUCGACUUUUCGUUAUUCCUCAAUGAGACAAGCGUGUCUCCUUUUGUCGGCCGCUCUGAUCUUGGUGAUACCGACGUUCCAUUCAGCCUUCGGCCGUUGGCAUCACAGCGUUCCAUUUCUCAUCAUCCUUAUAUCGACUCGCUUCCGUUUCCCGAGUUUCGACGUCGGGCGCUGGCCGCUUUAUCGACGGAUCCGCCGCUUUUGGAUGAGGAUGAUCUCUGUAUCGACUUGAUGUUGAACGAUGGACUUGUGUGCUGGGGGUCGAUGAGUGAGAAUGGUAUGGAUCGAGGAACGCCUUGGGACAGUCGAAGCUGGGAAGCCAAGGGCUGGUUUCUGCGGAAAUGGUGGUGGCUCGUGGGUGGCCAGGAUGGAGAGCUCUGGCAAUCGUCCACGUGGUGGGCGUCACAAAGGGGUGAAAAGAUAUCGACGCGGGAGAGGAACACCGAAGGUAAGGAUAUCGCCGUGGGGGUCUACGUGGGUGGUACACCUUGAUGUCGGUGAGGCUCAUGCCUAAUUGAAGAC
This is a messenger RNA of Fusarium vanettenii 77-13-4, 1320 nucleotides long. RefSeq lists its product as uncharacterized. Gene Ontology annotation, biological process: regulation of DNA-templated transcription. Gene Ontology annotation, molecular function: DNA-binding transcription factor activity. The record is from RefSeq and is a predicted model, not a curated record. NCBI's taxonomy places the organism in Eukaryota, Fungi, Ascomycota, Sordariomycetes, Hypocreales, Nectriaceae. The transcript is spliced from 2 exons. The coding region runs from base 1 to 1290 and encodes 429 amino acids.